Pieris macdunnoughi is the source of this 975-nucleotide messenger RNA. The record is from the annotation of a GenBank genome assembly. NCBI's taxonomy places the organism in Eukaryota, Metazoa, Arthropoda, Insecta, Lepidoptera, Pieridae.
AUGGAGGCGACUAAUACAUUCCCCUUCGCCAUCGAGGAUAUUCAAGAACCUAAUAAAAUAUAUGACAAGAAACUGGUUCAUGUGGGGCCGAAACGGUAUUUAUUUCCAAGCGGAUAUAGGGAAUUGGGACCGCAGUAUUACAACUUCAAGCUUCGGUCUGAUGAUAUCUUCAUCGUGGGAUUGCCUCGAUCUGGUACAACUUGGUCGCAGGAGAUGAUCUGGCUCUUGAAUAACAACUUAGACUAUGAUAGAGCCAAAGCGACAGUCCUCUCUGAAAGAAUUCCAACUAUAGAUUUACAGUUAUACAGUAACAUUAUCUCGUUGGGGGAAAAUACGUCAUUACCACAAGAGGUCUUAAAAAGGUUUGAGUCCCCACUCGAUUGGUUACCAAAUGCUCCUUCGCCGAGGUUCAUAAAAAGCCAUUUACCACUUUCUCUGAUGCCCCCAGGUCUUCUUGAUACAACAAAGGUUGUAUAUGUUGCGAGAGAUCCGAGAGAUGUGGCUGUGUCAUUAUAUAAUAUAUUGAAAAUUUGCCUACCUAAAGAUAUACCAUUUGAAGAGUACUGGGAUGCAUUCUGCGAAGGAAAUAUUAUCCGUGCACCAUUAUUUGAACACAUCAAGGAAGGUUGGGCUCUAAGAGAUCAUCCUAAUUUAUUUUUCAUGACUUAUGAAGAAAUGUCAAAGGACCUGCCUUCAAUCGUUCGACGGUUGUCUAUGUUCUUUGGAAAGAAGUAUACCGAAGAACAGAUACGACGCCUAUGCGAGCAUCUUAGUUUUGAAAAGUUCAAGACAAAUACAGCUGUCAAUCGGGAUACCACGUUUAGUGCUGCUGGAAUUACUAGAGAAAAAUUUUCGUUCGUGAGAAAAGGUAAAGUCCGAGGUUGGGAAGAAUGUUUCAGCGAGGAAUUGAAAGGAAAAGCCAAUCGAUGGAUGACCGAUAACCUAGCUGGCACUGACUUACCCUUCUCGGUUUAA